UUCCCGUCAAGUGCGACAGGCGUUCGGAGCAACACACAUGUAUUCACCCCAACUUCCCCUGGCGCGUACGCGCGUGCCGUAUUCUUCCUCAUCCUCCGAGACGCCAAACGCAGAUCCAGGAGGCCUGGAAGCUUCUCUGCUCCAGUUUAUCCACCAUCAUCAUGAAGCCUCUCUCGGACUCCGCGAGCACACCGAGAGAGCGAAGAAAGAUGCGAUUCGAAACGCUGCGCGAGUUUCCGAUCUGUUGGUGGACGCCGUGAACGGUGGAGUACAAGAGGCAUUCGUCAACCAGAAGCGAAUCGAGCUCGAAAUCCGAGCUCUGGCUGCGACGAUUGCCCGCUUCAUGAAGCAGACCGAUCACUGGCUUACCGCCACUCAUGCUAUCAACACCGCUAUCAAGGAAAUUGGAGACUUUGAGAACUGGAUGAAGACCAUGGAGUUUGAUUGUAAAAGUGUCAGUGCGGCGAUCCACAACAUUCACCAAGCAUGAUCUAACUGCAAAGUUACUUAGUUUUACCAUUUGUAAUUUAUCAAGUACAAAUUGCAGCAAAGUGUUGGGUUCUAGAACAUGGACGGUGGCUUCGGCGGUCCUGGACGGUGCCGGAUGUGAAGAGGCCGGAGGAAAAAUGUGAUGGCAGACGUGAAGAGGAAGAACGUGAUGGCAGAGGAAGAAUGCUGGGGAGGAAGAACGUGCGCACAGGGAGGGGGGAGGAAGAACGCGGGGGGAGGGGGUAUUCGAAAUGUUUUAUUCUAUCUAAACGCACGUAUAGAUAGAAUUUAAAAAAAAAAAAAAAAA
This is a messenger RNA of Juglans regia (Persian walnut), 796 nucleotides long. RefSeq names its product biogenesis of lysosome-related organelles complex 1 subunit 1. NCBI's taxonomy places the organism in Eukaryota, Viridiplantae, Streptophyta, Magnoliopsida, Fagales, Juglandaceae. The coding region runs from base 38 to 490 and encodes 150 amino acids. The transcript is spliced from 4 exons. The record is from RefSeq and is a predicted model, not a curated record. Gene Ontology annotation, cellular component: BLOC-1 complex. Gene Ontology annotation, biological process: endosomal transport.